AUGUUUAUCAAGCCAUUUAAAAUCAAGUCGAAUUCUCAGCUGAAAGGAACUGAAAGAAAAAAAUUAUGCGAGGAAGUAUUGGCAGCUUAUCCGAGCUUGGUACAAGAUAUUCAAGUGCUGUUGCCUAAAAAGGAAUCCAUCAGCAUUAUGAAAAUAGUAACACAUAAUGGACAGAUAGGCAAAAUAUACUGCGUCGCUAAGAUACCCAUGUUCUUUCAAUUAGAUUCAUAUAAUCUAUUAUUUCCCACAAUUUAUACAUUAUGGCACCAUCCAGCUUUGAUAAACACCUUCACUAUCCACUCAGGAGUUUUAUCCAAAUUAGCGGGUGGUGCGGAUCUCAUGUUGCCAGGAUUGGUUCUCAAGGAACCAGUAACAUUGUACAGUUUUGGUAAACUGCCAAAAGGUUCUCCAGUAUCGAUCAACACUGAAGACAACAAGGCUACAGUUGCUGUUGGCAUCACUGCACUUUCCAGUGAAGACAUGUAUUUGGCUGCUGGACAUGGGAAAUGCGUGGAGAUUUUUCAUGUCAUUGGCGAUAUGCUUUGUCAAUUGCAAGGCAAGCUACCUUUAAGGCCUGAUUUGGGACCACCAAAUGAUGAUCUCACAAAAAUAGCGGAAAAUGCCGAAUCGUGUAGUCAACAGGCAACCGCAAAUCAAACUGAAGUAUUGCCGGUUAAAUUAGAGCAGCUAGAUAUUGCCGAAGAUUCAAGCGAUGACACCGAAGAUGAAACUGUUUCCAAGGAAUAUUUGGAAGAAACAGAAAAUGUAGAAACGGAAAAUGUACAAAAUUCACACACAAUGGAAUCGGAAGUAGUUGAUCCAGUCCAAGAGAUGGAUCAAUUAUUGGAAUAUUGUUUCUUGAAAGCAUGCAAAACAACGAUAAAGUCUAGUGAUCUACCAAUGCUGUCGUCCAAUUUCUUUAAAAACCAUUUGUUAGUUGUCUGUCCACCGGGUAAAAAUGUCGAUGUCAAAAAAUCUCGAUAUAAAAAAUUAUCAGUUUUCCUGGCAGAAAUGAAGGCCAAAGGAAUAAUCAACACAUCCAUCACGAAAGGUGUCGAGACCUUAUUGUCGAUCAAGUUUGAUCACCCGCUUGUGAAGGAAUUAAUCGUCAAUGAGGAACCGGUUGUGGCCGAACCGGUGGUUUCGAAUAGCGCCGUCGUGUCGGAAUGUUAUAGAGUGACCGCCGACGUUUUACCAAUUUUAUCGAAAUUUGGCUACGAAAAGGGCGAUGUGAUGAAAAGAGUGGACAUUAGAAAAUGUUUCACCGAAUAUGUGAAAGCGGAGGAUUUACAGAACGGAAAAACAUUAAAGCUGAAUCCUCAACUGGCAGGUAUUAUGCGAACCAAGGCUCACCAGGAGACAGUGACGAUGGAGGAUGGGAUAAAUAAAUUUAUCGGUCGUAUGACGCAUAUGCAUGAGGUCACUCUAGCGGGAAAUACUUUGUUGCACACAGGAAAACUGGAACCGAUCGACAUGAGAGUGACGGUGCGAUCAAGCGGGAAAAAGGUGACGUUGGUAAACAACUUGGAAACAUUCGGAAUUAAUUUGAAAGAAUUCAGUAAAGAAUGUCAGACCAUUGGCGCGAGUGCGACAAUCACCGACGAUCCUGGCAAAAAGACACCUAGUGUUCUUGUUCAGGGAAAUCAAAUUUUAUACGUGUAUAAAUUGCUUACAGAGAAAUACCAAAUUAAAAAGAAUUAUAUAAGAGGUUUAGAAUUCGCUCCCAAAAAGAAAAAAUAAAAUCCUUGCAUAAAUAAGAAAUAUCCUUAUAAAUUUUGUAAAUAAGUCAAGUUGUUCUCUUUUUUAAUGUUAUCGCAAUGAGAUAAAUGCGUAAUACUCGGGCUCAUUUAUCCAAUGACUUCGUUUCGUUUCUUUUCUAUCAAGGUUUUCUUGCAAAUAUCAUUAUUGCAUUUUGAAACAAUUUAAUCAUAAAGAUUACAGAAGGAUGCUGCCACUAUAUAUUGCGAAAACAUUUCUAAGAAAUGCGAUUAGAAAUUGACAUUGACGAUAUUUAUCGUUCUAACAGAAAGACGUUAUAGUAAGUAAUAAAUAAAAGAAACUUGCAACAGUACGAGUUGUUAUUAUUAGUAUAUUAUUCUGACCUUAUCAUUUUCUAUAUCAUGACAUAAAGCAAAGAAAAACG
Camponotus floridanus (Florida carpenter ant) is the source of this 2143-nucleotide messenger RNA. It is a transcript of the gene eIF2D, whose product is annotated as eukaryotic translation initiation factor 2D. The record is from RefSeq and is a predicted model, not a curated record. The transcript is spliced from 9 exons. The coding region runs from base 1 to 1740 and encodes 579 amino acids. Gene Ontology annotation, molecular function: RNA binding; translation initiation factor activity. Gene Ontology annotation, biological process: translational initiation; formation of translation preinitiation complex. NCBI's taxonomy places the organism in Eukaryota, Metazoa, Arthropoda, Insecta, Hymenoptera, Formicidae.